This is a messenger RNA of Nylanderia fulva, 2784 nucleotides long. RefSeq names its product Organic anion transporting polypeptide 26F (gene Oatp26F). Gene Ontology annotation, cellular component: basolateral plasma membrane. Gene Ontology annotation, biological process: transmembrane transport; sodium-independent organic anion transport. Lineage: Eukaryota; Metazoa; Arthropoda; Insecta; Hymenoptera; Formicidae. Gene Ontology annotation, molecular function: protein binding. The record is from RefSeq and is a predicted model, not a curated record.
AUUACAACAUGACUGGAAUAAACAAUCUAGGCUACAAUGACAUCGAACCAAUUCUGAUAACGAGUGUCCGAUAAUUAAUGGCUGAAAUGUCGCGUCGUAAAGUCGAUCUUGUGACUUAUACAUCAAACGUUUAUUAGACGGCUUUGUAUAAGAAACUUUACCUUAUUAUGUGAGGUACAUAAAUUCUUGCAAAAGUUAAUAAACUUGAUCGCAUUUAAAUGACGGGUGGAAUCGGGUGGCUCGUUCGUCUUAACAGUGAAGCAACAGCUAGUAAGGAUGGUUUAUGGCGAGUCGAAGAAGAGGAGGAAGAAGAGUCUAGAAUCUAGUCUGGAGUUUCGGACAUGCACGAGACUCUUUCUAGUUUUCCGGAACAGUUUGGAGAUGGCCCGAGAAAAGCAGAAAUAAAAUCAGAAAUUCUGAAGGAGCCUGAUAAGAUCACGGACAAUCUAAAAUGCGGUUGGUUCUGGUUCAGACCAAUUUAUUUACAGAAAUUUCGCACCGCAAAAUGGGCGCUUUUCUGGUUAUGUUGGGCCGGGGCUAUGCAGGGAAUGGUCGUGAAUGGAUUUGUAAACGUUGUCAUAACGACAAUAGAAAGAAGAUUCGGAUUAAAAUCGUCAGAAACUGGAUUGAUAGCGGGUGGAUAUGAUAUUGCUAGCUUCCUUCUUCUUGUACCAGUAAGCUAUCUUGGUGGCCGUGCAAAAGCAUCGAAACCAAGGUAUAUCGGCGUAGGGAUUCUAGUCUUAGGUAUAGGAAGCCUGUUGUUUGCAUCUCCGCAUUAUCUUGCUGGACCAUACAGAGGAGGUCAGCAAACAGAAAACGUAUGCCAAAGUGUUACUAAUAUGUCGAGUCAUUCGAUAUCCUGCACGGAUCAAUCUACCGUUCCAGCGGAGCUAGAACCUUACAGUGGCGUGUACUUAACCAUAUUUCUGGUAGCUCAGCUGUUACAUGGUGCUGGUGCGGCACCUUUUUAUACACUCGGGGUGACAUAUUUAGAUGAAAAUGUUUCAAAAAAGAUGUCUUCAGUGUAUUUAGGUAUUUAUUAUACUAUGGCCAUAAUAGGACCUGCAUUGGGUUACGUUAUCGGUGGCGAACUUUUGAAAAUUUACACGGAUUUUCUUACGGUAGAUUCUACGACAAUUGGACUAACUCCUGAUAGUAAUGUCUGGAUUGGUGCAUGGUGGAUUGGAUUUUUGGCUGCAGCUGUUGUUUGCUUCAUCAUCGCGGUACCUGUAUUGGCAUUUCCAGCAAUUUUACCUGGAUCAGAGGAGUUAGCUAAGGAUAAGGUGUCAGAGGCACACGACAAAUCGACCCGAUCUCCCACUACGGAAACGGGAAAAGUAUUUUCCAAAAUACGAGAAUUGCCACGUGCUUUAACCGAAUUGCUUGGAAAUCCAGCAUUUUUUAUGCUAAAUUUAGCAGGUGCCAGUGAAGGAUUACUAAUCGCUGGAUUUGCUGCUUUUCUGCCAAAAUUAAUUGAAAAUCAAUUCAGCGUCAAUGCCAGUUCGGCUGCAUUACUAAUGGGCUUAGUAACCGUACCGGCAGGAGGCGGCGGUACUUUUCUCGGUGGUUAUUUGAUAAAACGUUUUAAUUUAUCCUGUUCUGGCAUAUUGAAAUUUUGUCUAUUGGCUACGGCUGCCUGCAUCGCUUUUACAUUAUGCUUUGCUCUAAAUUGUCCGAACAUAAAUUUCGCCGGAUUAACCGUUCCUUAUCAAAAUAUCACGAGAAAAAUUUCAUUAUCUUUGGAGAACAUCUGCAAUAAUGGUUGCGGGUGUUCCAGAUUACAAUUCGAUCCUAUAUGCGGUGUUGAUGGUAUCACAUAUUAUUCACCUUGCCACGCAGGAUGUUAUCAUGAAACAUCGAUAAACGAUGUUAAAAUAUACACGGAUUGUAGUUGCAUACAUUCACCCGCAAUGAAUUUAACAACUGAGAAUAGUGGCGACAUUGUUUAUUAUCAAGCUAUCAAUACCACAUGUGAAAGCACGUGCUCGUACCUAUGGUUGUUUAUCGCUUUGGCAUUUUGCAAUAUGUUCAUGACCUUUCUAUGUACAAUGCCAGCACUCUCAUCUACAUUGCGAGUCGUACGGGACGAUCAAAGAUCGUUUGCUUUAGGCAUACAAUGGAUCAAAGUUCGAAUUUUGGGAACAAUACCAGCACCUAUGGUAUUUGGCGCUCUUAUAGAUGAUACUUGCAUCUUAUGGAAUGAAACCUGCGAUGGUAGAGGAGCAUGUCUCGUAUAUGACAAUUAUUAUAUGAGCAGAUACAUGCUUGCUCUAGCCUUUAUUGGAAAAGCAGCUUCGCUUCUUUUCUUUUUCUUAGCAUGGUGGACUUAUAUUCCACCAGGAAGUAAAGGCAUCGAUCAGAAUUCGCGGCAGCAAACUACAACUACUUUAACGCUAAGCGAUACAUCUCAAGAAGUUCAAAUAAUACCAACUACGAUAGCAUAAAUUUCGAUUGCUUUGUGAUUUAGAAAAUUAUUCUCUUAGAACUACUACUACUUUAUAAAAAUGAUAGAAAUAAUUACAAUUUAUUACAUGGAUAAACAAAAUGUUUUAGCAUAUCUUUUUGUAGUAAGACAACUCUGAAGAUAAGAUAAUUCCAGUAUACAACGAGUAUUAUCACAAAUACCUAAGUAAAUAUUAAGAUGGAAUAAAUGUUUAUAUAGAACAUUUAUGUUGAUAGAACGCACAUUAAAACGUGGAAGUAUGGAACGCUUUUUUAUGUGUUAAUAAGGCUCCUGGCUCAUUGCCGACUAUGUUGAAAUUGUGAUGUCAGAGCCAAAAAAAA